AUGGUUUAUUGCGGAAAGCCCUCGAGGGGCUGUCAGAUGUGCAGGACUCGCAGGAUAAAGUGUGACGAGACAAAGCCUACAUGUAACCAAUGCGCCAAAUCUCGUCGUCAAUGCCCUGGCUACAAGGACGAGUUCGACCUCGUUUUCAGGAAUGAGACAAAAGCCACAGAGAGGAGGGCUCAGAAGGCAAACCGGAAAGCACUUGCCCAGAAGGGUAAAGACAUCGAGUUGCCCACGCCUGGCUCUGACAAAAGCAUCUCGCCCAUCUUAAAGAAAGAGUUCGAUCCGACUAUGGUGGUCCUUCCUUGCUUGGACAUUCCCGUGGAACAGAUGGCCAGCUGCCACUUCGUCGCCAACUACGUCCUAAUACCCAGACAGGGCAGCACUCGUGGCUUUAUGGAAUACCUGUUGCCGCUACUCAAGGUCGAGCAAGGGAACCGGCAUCUGCAGCAUGCCUUCAACGCGUGUGCACUCGCAUCACUGGGAAACCGCCCCAACGCUCUGGCAACUGGAUUGAGUGAAAAGGCCUUGGGUCACUACACUAAGGCACUGGCCGAGACGCAUAUCGCGCUCAAGGACCCUGACCAGUCGAAGACGGACGCCACUCUAGCUUCUGUCCUCAUGCUGGGCCUCUUCGAAAAUAUGACUGCUCGCCAAAUGGGCAUGUUCGCUUGGGGUUCGCACAUUGAAGGCGCCAUCCAGUUGGUCAAGGCACGCGGUCGCAAGCAACUCCGGACCAAAACAGGUUUGCUUCUAUUCAUCGCCGUUCGGACCCAGAUGAUCAUUCAUACUCUCAGCACGGGCACAGCACCUAUUAUGGGCGUCGAGUGGUGGCUUAGUGACGCUGUUAAAGACGAGUCCGCUGCUCACUGUCAGAGACUCAACAUUAAGACGGCUGAGCUACGCGCCGAAGUCACGCGACUGAUGUCGACCGUGGCCCGAAGCCCAGAGAACAUCGACAUUAUGCUAGACAUGAUCCGCCGGGCACAAACCGUCGACCAAGAGCUUGUGAACUGGAUGAAGAACACGCCAGACUACUUUCAAUACACGACAGUGGCAUGGGAGGACAACGUUCCUAACGGAGACUACGCCAAGGCCGAAGUGUUCCCUGGUCGGGUGGACGUAUACCAGGACUUCUGGAUCGCCAGUGUAUGGAACAUGGCAAGGGUGUCCCGUCUCAUCCUCGCCUCGGUAAUCGUUCGCUGCGCCGCUUGGGUCUGCUCGCCGGUGGACUACCGCACGACGCCUGAAUAUGCAACGGCGGCGCGUACUUGUGUGGACACCAUCAGCGACAUCAUCGCAUCAGUACCAUAUCACUUGGGCUGGCACCUAAAGAGACCGGAACUCCUUGAGAGAGCUAACAUCUCGGGCUUCGCCUGUGGAGUAGAAGAAUCACAGAAAGGUCUGCCGGGAUACUUCCUAACCUGGCCUUUGGCAUGUUUGCAUGGCCAGGACUACACCACAGAUGCUCAACGAGCCUGGGUGGUCGGACGCUUGAAGUUCAUCGGGGAUGAACUGGGCGUCAAGUAUGCCCAUAUCCUGUCACAGAUGCAAGUCCGCAUUCCCUCAAUGCUCAUCAGGAGGGACGGCCUGAUGGCCACACCUUACCCGCAAGCGCACAAUUUUGAGAAGCUAUUGUCUGCGAGGCUUGCGCCACCAUCGGCAGGCUACUCGAUGAACCCUUUGCAACAGCGCGAGGCUAUGCAGAAAGAAUUCGUAGAGAAACACAAGGCUGAACUGCUCGCCAAGGCCACCGGGACUGCUGGGCAGGCGGGACAAUGGGUGGUACAAAAUUGGCUAACGGUGCGGCCUGGGGGCCAGUGA
Messenger RNA from Colletotrichum graminicola M1.001, 1824 nucleotides. RefSeq lists its product as uncharacterized. The record is from RefSeq and is a predicted model, not a curated record. Bases 1 to 1824 code for a protein of 607 amino acids. Gene Ontology annotation, biological process: regulation of DNA-templated transcription. Lineage: Eukaryota; Fungi; Ascomycota; Sordariomycetes; Glomerellales; Glomerellaceae. The transcript is spliced from 3 exons. Gene Ontology annotation, molecular function: zinc ion binding; DNA-binding transcription factor activity, RNA polymerase II-specific.